Molecule: messenger RNA, 1822 nt
Organism: Bursaphelenchus xylophilus (pine wood nematode)
Lineage: Eukaryota; Metazoa; Nematoda; Chromadorea; Rhabditida; Aphelenchoididae
Source: the annotation of a GenBank genome assembly
AUGGUAAGUCUUAUUUGCCGGAUUUUUUACAUUACUGUGUGAAUUACAAUAUAUUAGGUUGGACGGAAAGUUCGUACGAUUUGCUACCCAACUUUGAAAUUAAUUUUUUUUGCGCCACGACCGACUGUCUACCGUAGAUACCUAGUAUAUACAAGAGUACAGCGUGCAGAUUUAUGUGAUAUGUGCCAGUCGUUAGUUCGGCCAAAACGAACAUAAUUAUAAGAGGUUCUCCGCUUUGGGGUAGUUUCGGGUGGGGUGCGGAAUGCAAGCUCUAGUUUCCAAACCGUUUUUGCUGAAGCUCUGAAACUUUUUAGGCUAUUUCUAGUGGUCCAUCCAACUACGUUAACCACAGUUAAAACUCUUAAAAAAGUCUGUGGGAUAAAAUAAUAGCUAUUGUUUCAACCAAAUCUUCAAAAAACGCCCCGCUUGAAAAAGUUUUUUUAUUACUCCACGCAUUGCUGAUGGUCCGUCCGUAUAACAGGGUUCAGUGAGGCACACGGGUAGCCCUUUACGUGCUACAUGAGUAACCCGGAUCAUAGACGCUUCGGAUUUGGCGUAAAGAGGCAAAAUUGCCAAAAAUAUAUAGCUCUAGAGAAACGCGUGUGAUUUGCUGACAAUUAACAAUGGUUACCCAUUGCUUCAUAAAGUAGUAGAACGAUACAGAGGCUCCAUUUUCCACCCUAGAAAAGCAGGAUUAGAAAGCUGCUUUGAGCUGUUUUUUGAAUUUUACGAAUUGCUCCGAUAGUUCACAAGCGAGUUUUUGAAAAAUAAAUCAUUGAGUUCUGUCAUGUUACGCAGUAAAACAAUUGGCUAAGGACGGGUACCUAAGUGUAAGGCAGUGUCUUUAGUUUUGACAUAUCAUAGUUAGACCCAUAGGAAUGCAUCGGCAAGCGACUGUUGUAAAUCAUAUUCAAACUUGGUGGGUCUUGCUAAAGCCAAGUUUUCUGGCUGUGUUUUGAUUUAAUCCCCGACUACUUCACGCAUAUUAAGAGCAUCAAAAGGAAGCUUUUUAGCAGUGCUAAAGCAGUUUCUUAUUAUGCCUUGUUAAACAAACCAGCCAAAGGAUCUCUACUUGUAGACCAAAGAUGGGUAAAUGUCUAAAUUAAGUUCUCUCUUCGUACAUGCUUAAGAUGGCUGAGGGUUGUAGUGCCAGAUAGGGAUGCCUGUCCCCUACCAAUACCAUAUAUUUGUGGUUGUCUUUUUCUAUCAGCGCAAGAAAAAAUAGCAGCAGUAAAAAAUCGUACGAACUUUCCGUCCAACCUAAUAAAAUUGCUUCAGGUCUCCCAAUUGGUUGUCAUCUCCCUUAUUGUUGUCGUCAGUGGAGUCUUGGCGGGGUAAGUGGGCUAAGAUUAGAAGUUAGCAUCCAUUGCCUGACGAAUAACAUACAAAAGUACUAUGGAUGAUAUAUUUUUCUGGUUUUCUCUAAUGAAUAUAACAAAAUCGUUUUAAUAAAACCUCAUCUGGCUGUUCUAGACCCCCCGUCUACCCCUACGGACAAGGCCAACAGUACCCUCAGCAACAACAGUAUCCCCCUCAACAGCAGUACCCUCCGCAACAGCAGUAUCCCCCUCAACAACAAUAUCCCCAGAACCAAUAUCCCCAACAACCUCAGCAGCCCGCCUAUGGCAACCCUCCUCCCCCACAACAGGGAUACCCCCAGGGCUAUAACGGAGGCAACGGAUACGGUGGCUACAACAAACCGCCAGUCUAUCCCCAAGGCCAGGAUGGUGGAUACAAUGGAGCUCCUCAGAACCCCCCUUAUGGAGGAAAUGGUGGAGGAAUCUAUGAUCCCGUGACCCCACCACCAGGAGAUGACUGCUAA